This is a messenger RNA of Scylla paramamosain (green mud crab), 2443 nucleotides long. RefSeq lists its product as uncharacterized. The record is from RefSeq and is a predicted model, not a curated record. The transcript is spliced from 2 exons. Bases 1332 to 1706 code for a protein of 124 amino acids. Lineage: Eukaryota; Metazoa; Arthropoda; Malacostraca; Decapoda; Portunidae.
CAUCAUCAUCAGGUCGUUGCCGAUUCCUUAAGAUUAAGAAUACGGCCUUCAGUGUUAAUCUGGCGUCACCAAAGCAAGUAAUAGCAUCGGGUCAUACGGCAAACACCUAACUUCUUGAAUCAUUUACCUGGCAGUGUCGCAGCUCCACGACCAUUAUUCUGAAAGACUUCUGUGCCGCACCUCCACUACAUUCAAAGGACCUAGUUUAAGUUACAUGGGUUGUUAAGUUUUUUUUUUUUUUAACGGCUCUAAUGACAGAUUAUCAUGAUUUCUAUUUUCCAAAGCUCUAGUUGAAGCUACAUUGUUUUUUAAGGGUCUUUUUACGGUUCUAGUGACAGAUUAACAAGACUUCUACAUUUAAAAGGCUCUAAUUGAAGAUAAGUGUUUUUUCUACGGUUCGAGUGACAGAUUAAUUCCACUUUCACACAUUUCGACUUUUUACUGUCCAUGACCCGGCACCGUGUAUGCUACACACGUGUGCCAAGUCUAGAAAGCCUUGCUCACGCGGGGAAACCACCUUUCUCAGUGCACGUACCAUAAGACACCAAGGAAGACUUUAUACCUUCCUCGUGAGACGCAGAGCCUGAGUCCCGGGACUGAUGGUACAGAGAAAGGCAAAGGGAAGGCAUCAGUACAUCCCACAGGAUCAGUCAAUCCCACCAAGCCAUCGCGCUCUCCCACCCGCCUAAUAAGCCUUCCUAGCCUUCACCCUCUGUCUUGCCUGCUUUCAUGGUCUGCCUCCUGAUGCUUCUUGAAGUACUUUUUUUUUCUUCUUCUUUCUCUCUUCCCUUAGUUAUACUAUGGCUACUUUUCGGAGAACAUUUUCUUUCCCCUGCGAAAGUUUGCAGGGUUACGCUUCAUUAGGACCACCCGCAGCAGAUUUAUGAAAGGGUUGCCUCUCAUUAGCAUAUUCACUGUAAUCAGCAUUCUUUAAUUACAUCACCUUGACAGUAAAGUAGUGAACAUCACAUUUACAACACUGACUGGAGGAAGAAGGUGAGAGGAGCAUGGCAACUUUCAAAAACGCACCUUUCACCUUGCCAGAUCACGCUGGUGCAAGCGCGCACGCACACACACAUACAUUUAACACUGAGCACACAGCAUCCUACGUCUUGCUGCUGGAUUAGAAGGUAAGUAACAGAACAAGUCACCUGUAAGUACCAUCAGUUUGUGGAGCCUACAAGGGUCAGUUGUGAGAGUAGACAUGUAUGUACACCAGACCACAUUGCAGGUAUCAUAACUGAUUGACCAUAAACCCUCUUUGGUUUGAGAGCAUAUAGGACUUGUGAUGAUGUAGCUGUGAGAGAAACGUUUCCAACUGACAUGCUAACAUGCCUGCCUUGCCUGUGCAGACGGUGACCAAGGUGAUCAUCAGCAGUCAGGCUGGCGGGGACAUGAGCAACAUUGGGAACCAGCAGGUGCACCUCAUCACCAGCCAGAGUGGUAAUACUGCAGCCUCCCCUGCCAAGCUGACCUUGCAGCAGGCACAGCAUGUGGGUUUCUUGCCAUCCUCCAAGCCACAGGGCCAAUCUCCAAACAAGAUUGUUGUGCAGCGGGUGAGUAUGGGUGGAGUGUCCCCUGUGAAGAGUCCCAAUAAGUUGGUCCCUGUGUCCUCCAAGUCACCCACCAAAAUUGCCCCAGCCCCUCCUUCCACACAGCAGGUGGGUUGUCCGGCAGUGGCUGCUUUCCUCCCUGCUUGUCUAUAAGGGGCUGCCGUUAUUGUGUGUUUCAUCAGCAAGCUCCGGCCUUUGUCUUGUUUGUGCUUCUUUAAGUCUUAUUUCUAUAUUUAUGCUAUUUUCUGUACUGUGAAUAUAUUUUUCUUAUUGGAGGUUCCAUUUUAAAAAUAUAUAUGAUAAGAAUUAUGAAUCUUUAGGUGAGAUGUCACAGAGAAAAGCUAUGUGCAUUUUCAUGAAGGGAUGGAAUAUUGUGCAUUAUUAGCCAACAUAUUACAAACAAGGCUUUACAUGCAGGAUGGGCAGAAGCUAUUGUGCAAACUCUUAUACAUAGGAAUACAAGAUUUAAGCAAACUUCUAUCUGUAAUUCCCUACAUAAGUUGUCAUUGUUAAUUAUCAGUUCAGCAACAUUACCAUUUAUCCCUCUAAACAUUGUUAUGGUGCAGGAUUGUGUGUUGCUUGGCUAUGAAUGGUAUGAAUGGCUGCCUGUGACUGGUGGCUAAGUGCCAGCCAUCCUAAACUGCAGUUAAUAUAAUAGUGUAAUCAUUUGUUGAAUUUUCUAACCAUCCUAGAAACAAGUUAUGUAAGUAGAGAGUUGUCAGUGGAUGCAUCCAACAUUCAUCAUUAUUUAUAUUGCUUCUUCGUAUUUGAGGAGUUGAGAUUAAUAUUUAGGUAUGUCAUGCUUCCAUAUUGCACGAUCUUGUUUUUUUCCCUAAUUUUUCAAGUAACUAGAUUUAUCUUCUCAGACUUCAAUCAUGGUUUAUUUUUCC